Fukomys damarensis (Damara mole-rat) is the source of this 2435-nucleotide messenger RNA. RefSeq names its product BTB domain containing 2 (gene Btbd2). Bases 409 to 1542 code for a protein of 377 amino acids. Gene Ontology annotation, biological process: neurogenesis. Lineage: Eukaryota; Metazoa; Chordata; Mammalia; Rodentia; Bathyergidae. Gene Ontology annotation, molecular function: protein binding. Gene Ontology annotation, cellular component: cytosol; P-body. The transcript is spliced from 8 exons. The record is from RefSeq and is a predicted model, not a curated record.
GCUGUGGCUAGGGAUGUAGGGGAGGAUGGGGACAUGGGAACUGCUCAAGGCCUCAUGGUCCCAAAGGGGCUGCGAGCUCUUGGCCCAGCUUAGGCGGCCCGGCCCUCAGGGAUCAUGUCUGCUGCACAACAGCUAGGCCAGGGCAGGAAGGACAGGGACGGGGCGUGAGCACAGAGCAAAGGAUGGACUUGGGGUUGCUAGGCCUCACUGCUGCCCAUCAGGCAGUGCUGCUCCCACCCUGGCUGGCCUUCCGGGGGGCAGCUGUCCCUGCUGUGUUCUGGCCUGGAAUCUGCCUGACUGGCUGAGGUCCCCGGUGGGGGUCACAGCUCGUACCACCAGCCAGGCUGACAAGUGCCCUGUCUCUGCCCCAGGUUUGUGCUGGCCGUGGGUAGCGCCGUCUUCGAUGCCAUGUUCAAUGGUGGCAUGGCCACCACGUCCACGGAGAUCGAGCUGCCCGAUGUGGAGCCCGCAGCCUUUCUGGCUCUGCUCAAGUUCCUGUACUCGGAUGAGGUGCAGAUUGGGCCUGAGACCGUCAUGACCACACUGUACACUGCCAAGAAGUAUGCGGUGCCUGCGCUUGAGGCCCACUGUGUGGAGUUCCUGAAGAAGAACCUGCGGGCCGACAACGCUUUCAUGCUGCUUACACAGGCACGCCUGUUUGAUGAGCCACAGCUGGCCAGCCUGUGCCUGGAGAGCAUCGACAAGAACACGGCUGAUGCCAUCACCGCUGAGGGCUUCACCGACAUUGACCUGGACACACUGGUGGCCGUCCUGGAGCGGGACACCCUGGGCAUCCGGGAGGUGCGGCUGUUCAAUGCGGUCGUGCGCUGGUCUGAAGCGGAGUGUCAGCGGCAGCAGCUGCAGGUGACACCAGAGAACAAGCGGAAGGUGCUGGGCAAGGCCCUGGGGCUCAUCCGCUUCCCGCUGAUGACCAUCGAGGAGUUUGCUGCAGGCCCCGCGCAGUCCGGCAUCCUGGUGGACCGGGAGGUGGUCAGCCUCUUCCUGCACUUCACCGUCAACCCCAAGCCCCGAGUGGAGUUCAUCGACCGCCCGCGCUGUUGCCUGCGCGGCAAGGAGUGCAGCAUUAACCGCUUCCAGCAGGUGGAGAGCCGCUGGGGCUACAGCGGGACCAGUGACCGCAUCAGGUUCUCCGUCAACAAGCGCAUAUUCGUGGUGGGCUUCGGGCUCUACGGAUCCAUCCAUGGGCCCACAGACUACCAAGUGAACAUUCAGAUCAUCCACACGGACAGCAACACUGUCCUGGGCCAGAACGACACAGGAUUCAGCUGCGACGGCUCAGCCAGCACCUUCCGGGUCAUGUUCAAGGAGCCGGUGGAGGUGCUGCCCAACGUGAACUACACGGCCUGCGCCACUCUCAAGGGCCCCGACUCCCACUAUGGCACCAAAGGCCUACGCAAGGUGACACACGAGUCACCCACGACGGGGGCCAAGACCUGCUUCACGUUCUGCUACGCAGCGGGAAACAACAAUGGCACCUCGGUGGAGGACGGGCAGAUCCCAGAGGUCAUCUUCUACACCUAGGCCCAACAGCCGCAGGGCAUUGUCCACACAUCCACUCCCUGCCCCGAGCAUCCAGAAGGGGCGUCCCUCUGUCCAUGGUGACAGCGUGGCUGGUGUCCAGAGCCCCGGGUGGUUAUGAGACAAUCCCUCAAACACCAUGGGCCAGACAGGGCAGUGCCUCCACCCUGGGGCCAACCUGGGCCAAGGGUGGCAGGCCUAUGGGGGUGGCUGUCCCCACUGUCCCUGCAGCUCAGGGCUGGUGGCCGCUCACCUAGGCAGGUGGAGCAGUAUGGUCUCCUGUCUGUCAAGCGCACACGCGAUGAUGCCUCAGACCCCCUUAGAAGCCCAGGUGAGGGGUCCCAUAGGCACUGACUGGGGUCUUUCAUUCUUGCCUGCUCACUGGGGACACCGGGGCCUGGCCAGCCAUGUACCUGAAGCCACCCUGGCCUGCGGGGCGUCCCCCCUGCUCCAAGACACUGGAGAUACAGGAGUGGGACUCUGGUGGAGCUCAGCCCCAGUGCUGUCCCCAAGGGCAGCCCCUGUCCAGGUAGCAGGUGGUUUGCUGUUUCUGUUCUCGCCCCACGCGUGGGCCAUUAGGGCUGUCACUGUCCUCUGUGGACAGAUGCCUCGCACUCAGCCGUGGCUAAGCAGGGCCCCAACCCCAUGUGCCUGGAGGGACGAAGCUGGAGGCCGCCCCUGAGAUGGGUGGGACCCUAGCUGGCCUGACAUAGGGUCCAGAGGCGCUGCCCACCCCCUGUACAUAACUGUAGCCCCAGCUCGCCACCCCAAGCACCCGUGUGUCUGCCCCAGUGACCCCUGGAACCUGCAUCCUCCCUGAAGCCAUGUAAGGUGUGCCCUCCUCACACCGCACCGUUUUUUAAAUAAAGGAAAGAAACGCUGAGCUGCUGCGUUUG